AUGGCGGGGCCCUGCUGCCAUCAUCAGAGGUUCACCCGUGCAGGGAGCGCUGGGGGCGAGCAGGCGGCACCAGGAAGGCGCAGACGAAGGCCCGCGUCGCACUAUCGCUGCGGUAUUCGUCGCCGGGCAGAUCCACGCCCCAGGAACGGCAGGAAGGGGCGGAAGGACGGCUCUAGGGGAGGGGGCACGGAAACGGGGAAGAGCCGGGCGGAGAGCGCCCAGAAGCGGCGGGGAGCCGCCGGGACCCGGCGCCGGGGGGCCGCCGCGCAGCAGGAAGGGCGCAGCACCGCUCGGCUCCUUCGAAAAGGGGCUCGACGCCGCCGCAGGGAGCGCCGAGGCGGCCGCGCGGGGCUUCGAGGCCGGCGCUCCCGGCGGCGUUCCCUCGCCUACCGGCUCCGCGAACCCGCACGGCUCCGGGGCCGCGGGCCGGAGCUCGCCGGGCGACGGGAGGAAGCGGCCGCCUCCCGCCCGCUGCCGGCCAAUGAGCGGCGGGCGCGGGGCGGGCGGGGCGCGGAGGCGCCCGGCGGCGGAGCAGGCCCGGCGGGGCCGCGCGUGACGCACUUCGGUAACACGAGUCCCGCCCGGCGCCGCGCGGCCCCGGCCCGAUGGGCCCCGGGAAAGGGGGGGGCGGGGGAGCGGGCGGGCUGCAGCGGGAGGGGCAGCGCUUCCACACGGCCCAACACCGAAGGGAAGGGAAGGCGGGAGCGGGUUGGGGCCGGGCAGCGCGGAGAGGAGAAGGGCGAGCGGGGCUACGGGAGCCCGCGGGGAGCUGAGCGCGGAGCCGGGGGAGAAACCGACCGCGAACGCAAUAAUAAAAAGGAGAAGCCCCGAGCUCCGCGCCGCCUCGGCGGCUGGAGUUGGAUCCGGGCUUUAUUUUAUGUUAUUUUGGCCGUCAGUCCGCGCACAGAACACGAGCGGGGCAGCAGCUCGGCCGUGCAGGGCGGAGCGCCCCGAACAAAAGUGGCGCCAAAAGCCCCCGGCACGGCCGCCGACCUUCCGCCUCCUCCUCCUCCCCCACCGCAGCCGCCCAGGCUCCGGCUGCACCCCGCCGCACGCGGCCCGGCCCGCUUCGCGCACAGUCAGUCACCGCAAUCACCACCGGCAGCGCCGCGCCGACCCGCCCGGCUCUACGCGCUGCGGCGGCCGCCCCGAAGCGCUCGGAAAGGCCGCGGGGUCCCACAAAGGCCCGGCCGCGCGAAGCGGGGCAGCGCAGCGACAGCGGGCGUCGUCGGGGCGGGGGGGGGAAAGAACGGCCCGGGCCUCCGGAGCGCUCCUGCCGGCCCCGCUCCGAGCAGAAGGAGCCGACGAAGGAGCGCGUCGCGCCGAGCCGCGGCCGGGCGCCGUCGGGCGCGGGCCGCGAUGUCCCCGCACGUCCCGGCUCGGCCCCCGGCGGCCGCCGCUCCGUUUCCCGUCGCCCUCCUCCGCUCCGGCCGUGCCCUCCCCGCCCGGCAGCGCGCACACAAUGCCCGGGUCCUCCAUCUUGCCGGCAGCCGCCGCUCGGCUCGGGGGAAGGGGGAGGAGGAGAAGGAGGUUCUCCAUUUUAGCUCGCCGAGCGCCGGGCCCGGCCUGCCCGCGGCCCACCCCGGGGCGGAGGAGCCGUGCCCGCGUGCCCCGCGCCGAGGGGCCGCUUUCGGGGCCCUCCGCUCUCGGCCGCUCUCGCGCCCCCUCCCCGCCGCGCGCGCCGGGGUGGGGGGUGCCGGCGCGGCGCGGGGCCCGGAGCGUUUUGGCGGCUCGGCCCCGCCGUCCUCCAUCUUGGCCGCGCCGAAGCCCCGCGGCCCGCCGCGCCCCGGCCCGGCCCCGCUCCGCCGCCGCGCGCCCCGCUCCCGCGUCCCCCCUCCAAACUUCCAGAAGCUUCGCCGCCAUUUUCUAACUUACCUUGCCCAGCGUCGGCGCGGGCGGCGAGGAGGCCCGGGCGCGGCGCCGCGCUCCUCCGUUCCCGGCUCGGCCGCCGCUCGCGCGCCCGGCCCGGCCCGGAGACGUGCCGGCGGGGGGGUCUGGGCCCGGCGGGGAGCGGGCAGGUUAUUUAAUUUGGCGGCGGCGCCGGGGAUUGUUUGGGGUGUUCGCGGCUCGGCGGCUCGCGAGCGAAUGGAGGCCGCAGGCGCCACCUGGCGGCCGCCGGGCGCGGCCCGCUCUCCUGGGCGUGGGGCGACAUCUGCCGGCCGGCCGCGGCGAGCGGCGCCGCGCGGGGUAAACAAGGCGCUGCGCGUGCGCGGCCCGCUCCCCGGCUCGUCCGGGCGCGGAGCCACGGGGCCGCGCUGA
Molecule: messenger RNA, 2259 nt
Organism: Tympanuchus pallidicinctus (lesser prairie-chicken)
Lineage: Eukaryota; Metazoa; Chordata; Aves; Galliformes; Phasianidae
Product: collagen alpha-1(I) chain-like
Exons: 2
Coding region: 1-2259 (752 amino acids)
Source: RefSeq, a predicted model, not a curated record